Messenger RNA from Microdochium trichocladiopsis, 984 nucleotides. RefSeq lists its product as uncharacterized. NCBI's taxonomy places the organism in Eukaryota, Fungi, Ascomycota, Sordariomycetes, Xylariales, Microdochiaceae. Bases 1 to 984 code for a protein of 327 amino acids. The record is from RefSeq and is a predicted model, not a curated record. The transcript is spliced from 4 exons.
AUGGACAGGUUGUCUUCCGAGCUUGGCCCUGCGGCCCGCUCCGACGAUUACGCCGAUCACGAGGACUGGGACACAGAUACCAAGGAUCUCCUGCAAGAGCUCUGUGAGGGCGUUAUCCACCACAUCUUGUCGCUCGACGAUCGCUUCCGCUUCGAGCACGAAGUAGUCUUCGCCGCAGUCAACAUUGCUCUCCGCGCCAUCAUCAACCCCGACGAAUGGGCCAUUGCUGAGCUGACCAAGGAGGUGCUCUACGCGAAGGUCGGCAGCGCCUGUCUUGACAUCGCGAUUGGCCUCAGUACGGUCGAUGAAGCCAUCAUUGAGGCGAUGCUGGAGACCGCAGUCAUGGAUGCAGACCGGCAGCUCUCCAGGGAUAGCAUUCUCAGCACACGAGCGAGCAUCCUGCACCGUAUUCAUCACGUCAUCGGUCCAACCCCGAUCCCCUUCCUCGACUUUGUGUACCCUCCCGACUCGCGCACACCCUUGGAUCAAUACAUGCGCUUCGAGGUCUUGCGUGUUCUUCGGGCUGCACUGGUGGAGCCGUCCUUCUUCUCUUGCUCUGCGAGUCAGAUGGUGGCUGCGGCAGUCUCUGCAUCGUGGCGUCGUCGGUUCGGAAUCCCCUGGGCGGAGCCGCUCGAUGCCCUUACCGGCCACCAUUACGCAGAGAUCAAGUGGAUAGCGGACCUUCUAACUAUGAUUAAUAACCCAUUUGUCAUUGUCGAGGAUCUCUUUCAGGCUUUGCACGAUUAUCGACCUUUGCCACCUGGUGGCAGCUUCCUGUGUCCUCUUACUUAUUCAAGCCUGAAUCUGCGUCGAACCUCUUCCUCUUCUGCAACACUGGCGCGGAUCGGAGCUCUGUCUUGUACGUCGUUGCCGACAUCAUACCUAAGGAAGCCCUGGAUGAUACCUUUCCUGUCGAAGACGACGCUUCACAAGUCCCGGUGGAGCUGUGCUGACAUUGUGGGAUGCCCCACGCCGGAACAGUGA